AUGGUGACUACUAUCCUUUGUGCUGGGCUCUACCCAAAUGUUGUGCAAUGCAAAAGAAGAGGGAAGCGGGCAGCAUUGUAUACCAAGGAAGUUGGAAAAGUCGAUAUCCACCCGGCAUCUGUGAAUGCUGGAGUUUUUCUUUUCCCUCUUCCUUACAUGGUUUACAGUGAGAUGGUGAAAACUACUGACAUUUACAUUCGAGAUUCAACAAAAAUAUCCGACUAUGAACUGGAGACGAAAUUGCGAGAGGAGCUUGACAAACUUCUAAAGAGGAAGAUCGAGGAACCUGGUCUGGACAUCUCUGUUGAGGGUAAAGGUUUAGUUGCUGCUCUGGUUGAGUUGCUUCACAGUCAGAAUGUACG
This is a messenger RNA of Ilex paraguariensis (yerba mate), 362 nucleotides long. Lineage: Eukaryota; Viridiplantae; Streptophyta; Magnoliopsida; Aquifoliales; Aquifoliaceae. The record is from the annotation of a GenBank genome assembly.